CAUGGCGGAUUGACGCACAGUGGGCAGACUGCAGCUAAAGGCAGUUAAAUACUUGUCAUAAACGACAGACUGAACCUGGCAACCCUCGAGCCAUCUCAUUCUUUCACUUUCUCCUUUACAUCGGUACUUUCCAGGCCGAGAUCUGUUCAGGAACCAUGGACUGUAAAUUAGACAUUCCUCUUCAUGGAUCAUCAAUUGACAUUGUGAAACAAUGUGGACCCGACCUGAGUGAAAUCCUUGAUAUCAAAUUUGGAUGCGUGGCCACAUUCGAUGGUGUCGAUUUUGAGAGUGACCCGAGUGCUGCGAGUCAAAGAUUGCCAACUGUCACCCCAGAGGAGAGGUUUUCUGUUCGAUUUUCAGGUGUUAAGGUUUCUGUGUGGAAGGCCGAUCUCACCAAUUUCCGCGCGGAUGCUGUCGUGAAUGCUGCGAACACCGAUCUACAGCACUGGGGCGGCCUUGCUCAAGCUCUGUGUGAUGCUGGUGGACCUGACAUCCAGAGAGAAAGUAAGGAUUAUGUCGCUAAAAAUGGUCAACUGCCAACAGGAGAAGCAAUUCCUGCCAAACCUGGGUCACUACCAUGCAAGAUGCUGAUUCAUGCGGUGGGUCCACAUCUGUCGGGCCAUUCUGAUGUGACACGCGCUGAACCUCUGCUGAAGAAGGUCAUCCGGAACAUCCUAGACUUAGUUUGUGAAUAUCGUCUGCACAGUGUGGCCAUUCCUGCUAUAAGCUCUGGGUUGUUCCACUACCCUCUGCCGCAAUGUGCAGAGACCAUAGUGUCUACUGUGAAACACUACUGUGAGAAGUCCAAAGGAUAUCUUCCCACAGAGAUUCUUCUUGUGAACAAUGAUGAGCCAACAGUCAAAGAAAUGGUGAGAGCUUGCCAGAAGAUAUUUACCCACCAGCAGUCAAACUCAUACGGCCAGGCAACAAGAUACAACACCAGAGGUGCGGCCAACAUGCCAGCGUCUACCUUCCAGGUAGGAAAUGUCCAAGUGAUCCUGAAGAUGGGCCACAUUGAGGACCAGCAGACAGAUGUCAUUGUAAACACAGCUUCACAAGACCGCAAUCUGAGCAUUGGUCGGAUUUCCAAAGCUUUGUUCAACAAAGCUGGUCCUGAAAUGCAAGUCGAAAUACGCAAUGCCCCUCCAAGUACAGUCAUCGCCACGAGAGCCUACAGGCUGAAAUGUAAAGUGGUGUAUCACACAUUUUGCACUGAAAAGAAAAACCGUGGAGCAGAAAAGAUCCUUUUUGAUUCAGUAAGCUUUUGCUUAUGGAGUGCAGUGACAAGUAAACACAAGUCAAUUGCCUUUCCUGCAAUCGGCACUGGAGCCCUUGAGUUCCCAAAAUGGGAAGUUGCCAAAAUCAUGUCAGAAGUGGUCGGCAGCUUCGCCCAAAACUUUCCAGAGAAGUUUGACGUUUACAUUGUCAUAUAUCCUUCUGACCACGACAUCUUUCAGGCUUUUGAGAAAGAAAUGAAAUUGCUCCAGAAGAGGGCGUCAAACCCCAGCUUUCUACACGCAUCUAAUGACCGACAUGAGUUCCCUGACAAGAGAGGUCGAACUCCACAGAUCAGCCUGAGCAGCUCCUCUGAUGCAGCAACACGCGAAGCUGAAAAAUGGCUCAAUGGUCUUCUCUUAAGACCACCUUCUACUGUUGAUAUCUGCAACAACUUCAUCUCGCACUUCAGUGAUCAAGAACAGAAGCAGGUGUCUCGCCUGUCCAGAAAAGGCGUUUCCAUUGAGGAGUUUUUUUCGAAUGGCCACGCAUGCAUAAGUGUAAGCGGAACUCCCCGUGAAGACGUCGUGGUCACCGUGUUGAAGAUUGAGACCAUGCUCUGCAACAUCCACAAGAGGUUUGUCUUCGAGGAAGAGAGGGAAUUGUGUCUCAGGACAAGCCAAAGAAAAUUGUCUUUUGAAAGACAGACAGUUGACCAUUCAAGCCAGACGUUCACAGCCAGAUCAUCUAUCUUCAGCAGGCAGGGGCUGCGGAUAUCAAAGAUGGAUGAAGUAGUGAACCCCACACUGCAGACAAUGUUUGACCUGAAGAGAAACCAGUUAAACUGCUCCACUGGUCCUCGAAAAAUGUUACAACGCAUACCUGCACAGUUCUGUGAAAUGGUCAGCCGUAUCGGAUUCUAUGCAGAGUGUGCGCCACCUAAUGAGCCAGCGUGUGGAGAGGGCAUCUACUUCGCUAGCAGCGUGGAGAAAGCCUUGGAAGUGUGGAGGGAGAAACCUGAAGAGUACCUGUACUUUGUGGAGGCUGAUGUGCUGACAGGAAAAUCCACCCGUGGUAAACCAGGUCUCAUUCUGCCGCCUCCCGUGGGGUCAGACCCAGACGUUCUGUAUGACAGCGUGACCGGAGACAAGGACGAUCUCGCCGUCAUAUUUAGCGGCUAUCAAGCUCUACCCAGGUACAUCAUUACCUGUAGGAGUGUUAAGUAGAUCACCGUAAAACAAGCGGAAGUGCAUCCUUAACAGAUGUAUUUACUAUUAGGAAGCACUUCCUUGACACAUAACGGAGAUCAGCAUUGUAAAAUUACAAAGGAAUCACUGAUGUGAGGCUUAUUGCCUUUUAGCUGAUGAUUGCAAAACUUCAGAUUUUCUGUUUCUGUUUCUUUUUGAGUUUUCGACAUGUAUCAUAUAGCAUCACUAGCAUUGUGAAGAAAGCAGUCAUCAUGACACGUCAUUGUCUGUGUGGUGACACCUUAAAAAUGUCCUGGCCUGAUUCUGCUUUUUAUAGAGGGCUAAGUCUUGAGUGGCACCACAUUAUUAAAGCAACAAAUCAUCAAAUAACAAUACAUCUAUAUUUCACUGUGUAUUACAGCGUAGAAUAAACAAGUUGUGAUUGAAGACUUAAAUCUUAAAAUGAAGACAAAGUUUGUCAUUGUUGCAAUGACUGAACUGUGGAGAGUAAGAUGGAGCAUAAUGUAAAUUGAGAAUUUUGUGAUGUUUCCUUGACAUUGAUAUUGGAAUUAAAAAAUAAAUGAUUUUUUUGUCAUGUUUUUGUCUUUUUAACUGUAAAAACAUUGCUUUAUAAAUUGUGUGGUUACUUGGUGAAACACAUGGACAGACAGCUUAUUGUGUAGGAUUUGGAAAGAUAAACUGUACUAGCAGAAAUUAAAAGUAUUUAAAAGCCUGUAUGGUUCCAUUAAUAAACAAUCAGUGGUAACUUUGAAA
Molecule: messenger RNA, 3176 nt
Organism: Mugil cephalus (flathead mullet)
Lineage: Eukaryota; Metazoa; Chordata; Actinopteri; Mugiliformes; Mugilidae
Gene: parp9
Product: poly(ADP-ribose) polymerase family member 9
Exons: 8
Coding region: 156-2441 (761 amino acids)
Biological process (GO): negative regulation of gene expression; positive regulation of type II interferon-mediated signaling pathway
Cellular component (GO): nucleus; cytoplasm
Molecular function (GO): ubiquitin-like protein ligase binding; transcription corepressor activity
Source: RefSeq, a predicted model, not a curated record